AUGGCUAAUUAUUCCUUUCGAACAAGGAAAAUUAUGGCUAAUUUCGGGACCGAUCCUUAUGAAUUUGAAGAAAGUCUGAACGAGACUAAACCAUUUUCUAGUGGGUCUUCUGAUGAAGUGCAUUCUUCAGAUUUUUCUUCGACAUCAGAUUCAAGUAAUGAUAUAAAUCCGGGGUAUUUGGAAGUUUCUAAAGAAAAGCUCUGUUUGGAAGGGUUAGAUCCUCAAGAUAGGGCACCUGUUGUCACUGAUGGGAGGAUUUCAGAUCAAAGUGAUUUGGAUAAGUCUUGUACAUUAAAUGAGUUGAGAAACGAAAUGAUGUAUUAUGAAAAUAAUGAACCUGGCAAUGCAAUGUUUAAUAGCCAUAAUUCAGAUUCUGAGUCUAACCUCACUCAAUUAAAUGAUUUAUAUGACACGGAAAUAGCCAAUAGUCCAAUCAUUCUACCACAAGACCAAGUAAUAGUAACCAACCAGACAUUACUUGAUUGUAAUUAUGUUCCAUCUGAUCAUAAUGGCAAUCUCGUGAAAGGAAAUUUAAAUAUGGAAACUCCACUUAACAAUGUUGAACAAAUUGAAAAUAAAAGACGUUGGACCAAAAAAAAUUGUUGUCCUUAUUGUUUCGUGGAAAUAACGCAUUUUCCUCGUCACUUGCAGAGAAAUCAUCCAGACGAAAGAGCUGUUCAAGACAUAUUUUGUUUAAACUCUAAAAAUCCCAAACGCAAAUUAUUACUAGAUGCACUUCGAAGGCAAGGAAAUUAUUUGCUUACUUCCAAUGCCAAAAUAACACGACCAGUAAGACGACCAAGAUCUUUAGAAUCUGACGAAAAUUAUUCUGCUUGCAACUACUGUUUGGGGUAUUAUAAAAAAACAAACUUAAGAAAACACAGAAAAAAAUGCCCAAUGAUUAAAAACCAAGCCAGUUCAAAAACAAGAAUAAGUCACCUCUCUGAAACUCAGGCUUUUGCUCUUUGCUCAGGCAUAUACAAAGAGUUUUAUGAUUCGUUAAGAUUAAAAUCCGAAGUCAUAGACAAAAUGCGGCCUGACAAUAUUUCAAAAGCGGCAAUUAAGGAUAUCCUGAUAUGUAGUUAUGGCGAGAGUCAAUUGAAAAGACAUAGAAGGGUGCAGUUGGCAGUAAGCGUUUCGAACAAAAUGAGAGAAAUGGGUCGGAUUUUAUUGGUGCUUAAAGAUUCAACUGGCAUAGAAAAAUUGCUGGACGCAUUAAAGCCUGAAAUGUUUGACAACGUUGUGACAGCUACCCGAGUUAUAAGUGGAUAUAAUCAUCUAACUCACACUUUUACAGCUCCAAGCCUGGCUUUACAUAUGGGCACAAGACUUAUACAAGUUUGUGAUAUUGCUUCCCAACUAAUAAUUAAAAAGAAUCGAUUUAUAGACAUCUCAGAACCUGAAAAAAAAUUAAAAAAUAUUAAACGCUUUCGAUCCUUAAUUACAAACCAUUGGAAUACUGAAUUGUCUAGUAUUGCCUUAAAGGACUUAAAUGAAAAAAAUUGGGAAAAACCUAAAUUAUUUCCUUUGACAGAGGAUAUCAUUAAAUUUCAAAGAUUUUUAACUGAAAGGGCACAAAAAAAUUAUAAUAACAUUAAACAAAAAGUUAAUAUUAAAGUAGAAUACAAAAACCUUACAGAAUGUGUUUUAGCCCUUACUUUAUUACUUAACAGGAAAAGAAUUGGCGAAGUGCAAUACCUUAAAGUCAAAACCUAUUGCAACGAUGUAACAAAGCCGAUAAACGCAGAAUUUUUAGCUAGUUUAACACCCCAAGAACAAAUUUUGAGUGAAAAUUUUAAACGAGUAGUAACAGGUGGCAAGGGAAGUAAGCCCAUUGCCAUACUUUUUCCAAAAAAGACUCAGGAUUUAAUACAACUAAUGUUAGAAGUAAGGGCUGACAUAGUGCACCCAUCUAAUGAGUAUUUGUUUGCAAAUCUCUCAACUAAGGACAGAUGGCUUAGUGGAUACCAUGUUGUAAAAAAGUUGGCUGAAGAGUCAGGAACUUCAAACAAAGACUUAUUUACAUCUACUAGAUUACGUAAACAAAUAGCAACAGUUCUGCAAGUCUCCAAUUUUUCAGAAACUGACAUGGAGCAAUUCGCAAACUUUAUGGGUCAUACACAAAAGACCCACGCAGAAUAUUAUCGACUUCCACAAGACGUUUACCAAACGGCCAAAGUCUCCAAAAUUUUAAUGGCAAUAAACAAAGGCGACUCAUCCCAGUUUAAAGGCAAAUCCUUAAAUGACAUUAAGGUAUCUGAAAAUGAUUUGGUAGAUUCAGAUAGUGAUUCAGACAAUGAAUCUCUUGGUAAUAUCAAUAGUCGCAAAACAUUUAUUAAGAAACGCAUCAACACUUUAACAAAAGAUAUAAACACUUCUGAAACUUCUAUGACCGACAAUGAGGAAAUGAACAUUCCUGGACCUUCUAGAGCCAAGUGCGAAGAUGAGCUUACUAAGAAGACGUUGACAAGAGUAAGAUGGUCCGAAGAUCAAAAAUCAUUAAUUUUGAAACAUUUUGAAAACCAUAUAAAAAGCCAAAAUCCUCCAAAAAAAAAGAAGUUGAGGAUUUCAAACAACAAUUUAAAAAAUUGUUUAAAGAUCGCAACUGGGUUGUCAUAA
Brassicogethes aeneus is the source of this 2619-nucleotide messenger RNA. The record is from the annotation of a GenBank genome assembly. Lineage: Eukaryota; Metazoa; Arthropoda; Insecta; Coleoptera; Nitidulidae.